Molecule: messenger RNA, 3315 nt
Organism: Pelmatolapia mariae (spotted tilapia)
Lineage: Eukaryota; Metazoa; Chordata; Actinopteri; Cichliformes; Cichlidae
Gene: tead3a
Product: TEA domain family member 3 a
Exons: 14
Coding region: 1-1608 (535 amino acids)
Biological process (GO): embryonic organ development; regulation of transcription by RNA polymerase II; hippo signaling
Cellular component (GO): transcription regulator complex
Molecular function (GO): DNA-binding transcription factor activity, RNA polymerase II-specific; RNA polymerase II cis-regulatory region sequence-specific DNA binding
Source: RefSeq, a predicted model, not a curated record
AUGACUAAGCUAUCCCACCGGGAGUCUGAUGUCCGGGGAGGAGUUUGCCUUGGGACCCACAAAACUUUUGCGUGUGCGCGUUUCGACGCCACGCCUCUGCCUCCGUGCGUUUUCCUCCGCGCGUUGAUUUCAUACCAAACUCAUACUUUGCAUUCCGCCUUUUUCUGUCAAACGCAGCUGUUUUGCCCUGGAAAUACUCCCGAAUCACGAGGCUAUUUUUCUACAGAAAAAAAGGGCACACAACAAAAAAGCGUGUGCCUGUACGAGCGGGGCAGGAGAGCCGUUGUGAGGUGUGUUGUAGCUGGAGCCGUCAUCAUUGCGUCGGAGUGGAGUUGCCGUGGCAGCCCUGAUGGGGCGCAGGAGGAGGGUCCCAGUCCCAAUGGAGAGGGACUGGGAGACGGGGCGGACCGCGGAUUGGACGGGGAUCCUGAAGGGGUGUGGAGCCCAGACAUUGAGCAGAGCUUUCAGGAAGCUUUGGCCAUCUACCCUCCUUGUGGAAGGAGGAAGAUCAUACUGUCAGAUGAGGGGAAGAUGUAUGGUCGAAAUGAGCUGAUAGCUCGCUAUAUCAAGCUGCGAACGGGGAAGACACGCACACGCAAACAGGUGUCUAGUCAUAUUCAGGUUUUGGCACGUAAGAGGGUACGAGAAUACCAGGCAAGCAUCAAGGCCAUGAACUUGGACCAGGUCUCGAAGGACAAGGCACUGCAGACGGUGGCCAAUCUCUCAUCAGCUCAGAUAGUCUCUGCGAGUGUAAUGAAACCCCAGACUCCCUUUCCUCCACCAGUCAGAUUUUGGCCGGGCCCUAUGCCAGGACAGCCUGGGCAUUCUCAGGACAUCAAGCCCUUUGCACAGCCGCCAUACACUACACUCCCAGCCCCUGUCCCUGCACCUAUCAGUUAUGAGGCCUUGCCACCCCCUCGACCUGCAGCUAUAGCAGCUCCUGUAUGGCAAGACAGAACCAUUGCCUCUGCAAAACUACGGCUACUGGAGUACUCUGCUUUUAUGGAGACUCAAAGAGACAGAGAGACGCAUAAACAUCUGUUCGUGCACAUUGGCCCAUCAAACCCUGGCUACAGUGACCCAGUGUUGGAGUCCAUAGACGUGAGGCAGAUUUACGACAAGUUCUCUGAGAAGAAAGGAGGCCUGAAAGAGCUUUACGAAAAAGGGCCACACAAUGCAUUCUUUCUUGUCAAGUUCUGGGCGGACCUGAGCAGUGACAUCGAGGAAGGUUCUGGCGCAUUUUACGGCGUGAGCAGCCAGUACAGCGGAACAGAAAACAUCACUAUCAGUGUUUCAACAAAGGUCUGCUCCUUUGGUAAACAGGUGGUGGAAAAGGUUGAGACUGAAUAUGCACAUUUGGAAGGAGGAAAGUACAUGUUCCGCAUCCAUCGUUCACCCAUGUGUGAAUAUAUGAUCAACUUCAUCCACAAACUCAAACACCUGCCAGAGAAGUACAUGAUGAACAGUGUUCUGGAGAACUUCACCAUUCUACAGGUGGUGUCCAACAGAGAAACUCAGGAGACUCUGCUGUGCAUCGCCUUUGUGUUUGAAGUGUCCACAAGCGAACAUGGAGCGCAGUACCAUGUUUAUCGACUAGUUAAUGACUAGCGGCAUGUUGUGUACAUGCAGAGACUCUUCACGGACUUUUUGAUACUCACACCAUAAACACUAUUUCCAGCUGAACACUCAGAAUUGCUACUCCUCUAUUCUAAACACACUUGUUUCAAUAGACCAACCGUCACACUGUAGUCACGCCUGUUGUUUAUGGUUUCCCAUUGCUGGAAUAUGUAUGAUGCACAGAUCAUUUAACAGCAUCCCUCUGCUUAAACGUACCAAAAGAGUCGGCAAACGCAAAGGUCUUAUAUACAUUAGAUAUUCCUUUUUUUUCUAAUUGGAAAUUGAAAAAACCUUUUAAAGUGAAUCAAGUUUAAUAUGCAAUCCUUUGAUCAACAAUGCAAAACUGUGUGAUGCACUACAAGUGGAUAUAUGCAUUUGCAUUUCCAUCACAGGUGUGACUGAUGUGAGAUGAGUUUGAAUAUAAUCUAUGAAAAAAAAUAUUCAUUGUUCAUGUAACCUGCCACAAACACUAUUACUUUUACAGACUGCAGUAGCUCUGCGAGGUACAGUUUGAAUGAGUCUACAUUGGAAUAGCCUCUGUUACUUGUUUAGUAUGAAAUCGUGGACUUCAGUCAGCUCAAUCGAAGGUCCAAGGAUACUGCAUAAAGUAUAAGUGAGCCUCAUGUAAAGAAGAGCAUGUUGUAUUUAUAUUUGAUAUUGUGUCAAAGUGUAAAGAGGGAGAUCAUUUUAGGAGUAUUUGCUUUUUUUCCUCUUUUUAAAGGUUUCCAGUGGAGGACGUGUUUUCGAUUGCCUCACUUGUCGUUUUAAACAACAGAAGAAUUCAGACAGUUUCAGACUAAGUUCACGUUUUGCUCUUUGCAGCAUUUUUAACGACAGAAUCACCUUCAUUGUCCGUAGACGUGAAACUAUUUUUACUUUGACUGUGUGGGCUUGCUGCAGUACUUCUACCUCCAUGCGAGUUGGGAUAAGAAUGUGCUUUGAUUUCUAAAGCCUUAAGCUGAGGAGCACUGAUGUAUAGGAUACGUACACUACGCUUGUAAUGGUACUGUUUUUAAGCCAAACCUAAGGUAAAUAGUCCAUUUUUGUAAAGAUGAACUUUUUUUUCUUUCUUUUUAUAUUUCACCAGCAAAGCAAAAAAGUGUUACUCUAAAAAUGUUAAAGGAAGGGUGUUCGGGGUCUAUCUGUUUUCAUAUAUAUGCAAACAAUGGUAUGGUACAGACCUCAUUAAGGUCGCCAGCAGUGCACUGGGAUAGAUUUUGCCUGAUAACACUAACGACUAUCCAGCUGACACUUUUUUCCUUUUAUUCUAUGUAAUGUGUUGGAUUAUUGGUACAUUUGGCUUUUCUCUUUCUUCCUUUAGUAAACCUCACAUUUUUUACUUCGUAUUACACUGUCAUGGCCUCUCUGUGCAGGAUUAUCUUUGCCUGUGUCGAAGAGAAUUUGUCAUUUGACUUUCUAUCAUGACACUAAGAGCUAGCUGGCUCUAUUUUUUCUUUUUUUUUUAAAAAACAAAAACAAAAAACAUAAGAUCAUAUUUUAAUACUCACUGUGUGGUCAGCCAAAAGUGUUUUAUUUUAUAAUUGUGUGUACUGUUUGGCUGUGCCUCGUCACUCCUUUGGUCAUGCCUGCUCAGUGAAUUAAAACUGGCUAUACGCUGUACCUAUAAAGUUACGUGUUGGUGUCUUGAUCAUAACGUUUAGACAGUUGAGAGAGGAAAUGAGCCUUCGUGGGUCUGAA